Molecule: messenger RNA, 1958 nt
Organism: Gracilinanus agilis (Agile Gracile Mouse Opossum)
Lineage: Eukaryota; Metazoa; Chordata; Mammalia; Didelphimorphia; Didelphidae
Gene: CDC14A
Product: cell division cycle 14A
Exons: 17
Coding region: 24-1880 (618 amino acids)
Biological process (GO): cilium assembly; microtubule cytoskeleton organization; positive regulation of cytokinesis
Cellular component (GO): spindle pole; centrosome; mitotic spindle
Molecular function (GO): protein serine/threonine phosphatase activity; protein tyrosine/serine/threonine phosphatase activity
Source: RefSeq, a predicted model, not a curated record
CUGGAAUACGGCUCGCGCUUAAGAUGGCAGCGGACGCCGGAGACCUAAUCGGGGCUUCUGAGUUCUUGAAAGAUCGCUUAUAUUUUGCUACUUUAAGGAAUAGACCAAAAAGCACAAUAAAUACCCACUAUUUCUCCACCGAUGAGGAGCUGGUCUAUGAAAAUUUCUAUGCAGAUUUUGGACCUCUGAACUUGGCAAUGGUAUACAGAUAUUGCUGUAAACUUAACAAGAAACUAAAGUCAUACAGUUUAUCAAGAAAGAAAAUAGUGCACUACACAAGUUUUGAUCAACGAAAGAGAGCAAAUGCUGCAUUUUUAAUAGGUUCUUAUGCGGUAAUCUAUUUAAAGAAGACACCAGAAGAAGCCUACAGAGCACUCAUAGCUGGCUCAAAUCCCCCCUAUCUUCCAUUCAGGGAUGCCUCCUUCGGAAAUUGUACAUACAAUCUCACAAUCCUGGACUGUUUGCAGGGAAUAAGGAAGGGAUUGCAGCAUGGAUUUUUUGAUUUUGAAUCCUUUGAUGUGGAAGAAUACGAACAUUAUGAGCGGGUUGAAAAUGGUGACUUCAACUGGAUUGUUCCAGGAAAAUUUUUAGCAUUUAGUGGACCACAUCCCAAAAGCAAAAUUGAAAAUGGUUAUCCCCUUCAUGCCCCUGAAGCCUACUUCCCUUAUUUUAAAAAGAAUAACGUGACUACAAUUAUUAGGCUGAACAAAAAGAUCUACGAGGCAAAACGAUUCACAGAUGCAGGUUUUGAGCACUAUGACCUCUUCUUCAUAGACGGCAGCACACCGAGUGAUAACAUUGUUCGACGAUUCUUAAACAUAUGUGAAAACACCGAAGGAGCAAUUGCUGUACAUUGCAAAGCUGGUCUUGGGAGAACAGGAACAUUGAUAGCCUGUUAUGUAAUGAAGCACUACAGGUUCACACAUGCUGAAAUCAUUGCAUGGAUAAGAAUUUGCCGGCCAGGUUCUAUUAUUGGACCCCAACAGCACUUCCUGGAAGAAAAGCAAGCAUCAUUGUGGGUUCAAGGAGACAUUUAUCGUUCCAAACUGAAAAACAGACCAGCCAGCGAAGGAAGCAUUAACAAGAUUCUAUCUGGUUUGGAUGAGCUGUCAAUUGGUGGAGGCCUGUCCAAACAAACCUUGGACCGAUACGGAGAGGAUGGGAUUACUGACGAUGAUGUAGAAUUGGACAUUAAAAACUCCAUGACACAGGGAGACAAACUUCGUGCCUUAAAAAAUCAGAGACAGCCUCGCACUUCAACAGCUAGUAGUUUUCGAUUGGAUGAUGUGAGACUACACUCCAGAUCAAUGUCACAGCCUCACAGAGUGAGCACUUCACAAGGCAGCAUAUCUCCUUUGAAGCCCUCCAAGGGGAUAUUGUCCCCAUCAGCCUCUGCCAAGAGAAUAAAUAGAAGUUCAUGCUCCUCAGGCUCGAGCACAAGAAGCUUUUCCAUAAAUACUCGACUAGCCAGUUCUCUAGGGAACCUGCAUGCUGCAACAGAUGAUUCAGAGAGCAAAAAGGCCACACCGCCCACUAGGACAGGUUAUACAGUCAACCAUUUCUCCAACCACUUGAAUGGCAGCUCACAGUCACCUGCCAGAAAUUACCCUGAGCUCAACAACAACCAGUACAACCGGAGCACCAGUGCUGGCAGCACCCUGAACAGCCACGCCACCCUACACAGCGCCAAGGCAGAUGAGUACAUCUUCCGACCUUACACUGGCCUCUCUGCUUCUUCAUCAAGAUUCCUGAGCCGUUCCAUCCCUGUAAGUUCGCAGACAGCACCUCUUGGUCAGAACCCCGAAAGAAACUUCUGUACCUUGCCUUCUCAGCCAAAGCUACCACCAAAGAAAUUUACUAGUGUCAAAGAAGCUUUCUGAUUCCUUCCCCCUUUUUUGAAACUGUCUUAACACAUAAAUUCUGCCUGCUCCUCUUCUUUUAGUAAAUGCCAAAUUUCA